This is a messenger RNA of Macaca mulatta (Rhesus monkey), 5276 nucleotides long. It is a transcript of the gene AGPAT5, whose product is annotated as 1-acylglycerol-3-phosphate O-acyltransferase 5. Gene Ontology annotation, molecular function: acyltransferase activity. NCBI's taxonomy places the organism in Eukaryota, Metazoa, Chordata, Mammalia, Primates, Cercopithecidae. Gene Ontology annotation, biological process: phosphatidylinositol acyl-chain remodeling. The record is from RefSeq and is marked provisional. Gene Ontology annotation, cellular component: endoplasmic reticulum; mitochondrion; endomembrane system.
CUGGGAGCGGGUGGCGGGCGCGGCGGCCCGGGCCCGGGCGGUGAUUGGCCGCCUGCUGGCCGCGACUGAGGCCCCGGCGGCGGGCGGGGAGCGCAGGCGGAGCCCGCUGCUGCGGAGCAAAGAAGAUGCUGCUGUCCCUGGUACUCCACACGUACUCCAUGCGCUACCUGCUGCCCAGCGUCGUGCUCCUGGGCACGGCGCCCACCUACGUGCUGGCCUGGGGGGUCUGGCGGCUGCUCUCCGCCUUCCUGCCCGCCCGCUUCUACCAGGCGCUGGACGACCGGCUCUACUGCGUCUACCAGAGCAUGGUGCUCUUCUUCUUCGAGAAUUACACCGGGGUCCAGAUAUUGCUAUAUGGAGAUUUGCCAAAAAAUAAAGAAAAUAUAAUAUAUUUAGCAAAUCAUCAAAGCACAGUUGACUGGAUUGUUGCUGACAUCUUGGCCAUCAGGCAGAAUGCGCUAGGACAUGUGCGCUAUGUGCUGAAAGAAGGAUUAAAGUGGCUCCCAUUGUAUGGGUUUUAUUUUGCUCAGCAUGGAGGAAUCUAUGUAAAGCGAAGUGCCAAAUUUAAUGAGAAAGAGAUGCGAAACAAGUUGCAGAGCUAUGUGAACGCAGGAACUCCAAUGUAUCUUGUGAUUUUUCCAGAAGGUACAAGGUAUAAUCCAGAGCAAACAAAAGUCCUUUCAGCUAGUCAGGCAUUUGCUGCCCAACGUGGCCUUGCAGUAUUAAAACAUGUGCUGACACCACGAAUAAAGGCAACUCACGUUGCUUUUGAUUGCAUGAAGAAUUACUUAGAUGCAAUUUAUGAUGUUACGGUGGUUUACGAAGGGAAGGACAAUGGAGGGCAGCGAAGAGAGUCACCGACCAUGACGGAAUUUCUCUGCAAAGAAUGUCCAAAAAUUCAUAUUCACAUUGAUCGUAUCGACAAAAAAGAUGUCCCAGAAGAACAAGAACAUAUGAGAAGAUGGCUGCAUGAACGUUUCGAAAUCAAAGAUAAGAUGCUUAUAGAAUUUUAUGAGUCACCAGAUCCAGAAAGAAGAAAAAGAUUUCCUGGGAAAAGUGUUAAUUCCAAAUUAAGUAUCAAGAAGACUUUACCAUCAAUGUUGAUCUUAAGUGGUUUGACUGCAGGCAUGCUUAUGACCGAUGCUGGAAGGAAGCUGUAUGUGAACACCUGGAUAUAUGGAACCCUACUUGGCUGCCUGUGGGUUACUAUUAAAGCAUAAACAAAUAGCUGUCUCCAGACAAUGGGAUGUGCUACAUUGUCUAUUUUUGGCGGCUGCACAUGACAUCAAAUUGUUUCCUGAGUUUAAUAAGGAGUGUAAAUAAAGCCUUGUUGGUUGAAGAUUGGAUAAAAUAGAAUUUGUGACGAAAGCUGAUAUGCAAUGGUCUUGGGCAGACAUACCUGGUUAAUACAACUUUAGCACCCGGGCUGCUGGAAGGGUAAAAGCUAAAUGGAGUUUCUCCUACUCUGUCCAUUUCCCAUGAACUAAUGACAACUUGAGAAGGCUGGGAGGAUUGUGUAUUUUGUAAGUCAGAUGGCUGCAUUUUUGAGCAUUAAUUUGCAGCAUAUUUCACUUUCUCUGUUAUUUUCAGUUUAUUACAACCUGACAGCUCUAAGGUCUUAUUACUAAAGUAUUUAGUAUCUUGCAGCUAGCUAAUAUUUCAUCUUGUGCUUAUUUCUACAAGUCAGUGAAAUAAAUUGUAUUUAAGAAGUGUCAGGAUGUUCAAAGGAAAGGGUAAAAAGUGUUCAUGGGGAGAAAGCUCUGUUUAGCACAUGAUUUUAUUGUAUUGCGUUAUUAGCUGAUUUUACUCAUUUUGUAUUUGCAAAAUAAAUUUCUAAUAUUUAUUGAAAUUGCUUAAUUUGCACACCCUGUACACACAAAAAAUGGUAUAAAAUAUGAGAAAGAAGCUUAAAAUUGUGAUUCUGAUUCAUUAUAGCAGAACUUUAAAUUUCCCAGCUUUUUGAAUAUUUAUGCUAUUAGUACUCCCCUAUGUCUGUGCCAUAAGUGCUUGAAAACAUUAAGGUUUUCUGUUUUGUUUUUUUUUAAUAUCCAAAUAGUCAGUGUGCACCUUGGUUGGACCCCAAGUUCACAAGAUUUUUAAGGUGACGAGAGCCUGCAGACAUUCUGCCUAGAUUUACUAGCAUGUGCCUUUGCCUUCUUCUCUUUGAUGGAACAGGAUGUUCAGAAGUCACGUUUCUGUGAUGUGGUGGAUUCCCACUGGGCUCUGGCCCUUUUCCUUUGGAUCCCGUCAGCGGUGCCGCUCAGCGGCUUGCACGCAGAUUUGCUGGGAAGAAAUGCAGAGCCAGCCUGGGCUGCCCACUUUCAGAGCUGACCUCUUUAAGCCCUUGUGAGUGGGCUUCACCAGCUACUGCAGGGGCAUUUUGCAUUUGUCUGUGUCAAGAAAUUCACCUUCUCAAGCCAGUGAAAUACAGAAUUAAUUCAUCAGGACUGAACGAAUUUGUUUAUUUCCCAUUAGGUUUAGUAGAGCUACACAUUAAUAUGUAUCACCUUAGAGCAAGAGCUUUGUUCCAGGAACCAAAUCACAAUUUUCAGCCAUGGAACAAUAUAUCCCAUGGGAGAAGACCUUUCGGUGUGAACUGUUCUAUUUUUGUGUUAUAAUUUAAACUUUGAUUUCCUCAUAGUCCUUUAAGUUAACAUUUCUGCUUACUGCUACUGGAUUUUUGUUGCAAAAAUAUAUCAAUGGCCCACAUGAAACAUACGAAUUGGAUCAUGAUAAGCAAAAUGAAAGAAAUAAUGAUUAAGGGAGAAUCAAGUGACUGUGUUACACUGCUUCUCCCAGGCCAGAGAAUAAACUGUUUCAAGCAUCGUCUUUGAAGAGUCGUGUGAUGUGAAUUGGUUUAGAAUGGAUGCACACAUCCAUGCACACUCAGGAUACAGUUGGCCUAAUCAUCAGUGGGGCAUGGGUAAAACUUAAGAAAAGUUUCCUCAUGCCAAAUUCUAAUUUUCUCUUACCUGUAAAGUAAAAUUUAGAUCGAUUCCAUGUCUUUGUUAAGUACAGGGAUUUAACAUAUUUUGAAUAUAAUGGAUAUGUUCUAAAUUUGAACUUUGAGGGGCAAUACUAUUGGAAUUAUGUGGAUUCUAACUCAUUUUAACAAGGCAGUCUGACCUGCAUAAGAUCACUUGAAUGUUAUGUUUCAUAGAACUAUACUAAUCUCACAAACGGUCUAUAAAAUAUAGUAGUUGAAAAAAUUUUUGUAUCAAAAUGUUUGGAAAAUUAGAAGCUUCUCCUUAACCUGUAUUAAUUCUGACUUGAAUUAUUUUCUAAAAUUAAGAGCCGUAUACCUACCUGUAAAUCUUUUCACAUAUCAUUUAAACUUUCGUUUGUAUUAUUAUUGAUUUACAGCUUAGUUAUUAAUUUUUCUUUAUAAGAAUGCCAUCGAUGUGCAUGCUUUUAUGUUUUUCAGGAAAGGGUGUGUUUGGAUGAAAGUAAAAAAUAAAAUCUUUCACUAUCUCUAAUGGCUGUGCUGUUUAACAUUUUUUGAUCCUAAAAUUCACCAACAGUCUCCUAGUACAUAAAAUAGGCUUAAUGACUGGCCCUGCAUUCUUCACAAUACUUUUCCCUAAGCUUUGAGCAAAGUUUUUAAAAAUACACUAAAAUAAUCAAAACCGUUAAGCAGUAUAUUAGUUUGGUUAUAUACAUUCAUCUGUAAUUUAUAAGAUGCAUGGCCAAUGUUAAUUUGCUUGACAAUUCUGUAAUCAUUAAGUGAUCUCAAUGAAACAUGUCAAAUGCCUGAAAUUAACCAAGUUGGUGAAUAAAAGUGCCAAUCUGGCUAACUCUUAGACCAUACAUACUGAUAGUUUUCCAUAUGUUUCAUUUCCAUGUGAUUUCUAAAAUUUAGAGUGGCGACAAUUUUCCUUGCUAUGGGUUGCAUAAGCUUUAUUUUUUCCUUUGUUUAUAAUUACAUUCUUUGAAUAGGUCUGUGUCAAUCAAGUGAUCUAACUAGACUGAUCAUAGAUGAAGGAAAUAAGGUCAAGUUCAAAACCAGCCUGGGCAACAUAGCGAGAACCUGUCUACAAAAAAAUGAAAAAAAAUUAGCCAGGCAUGAUGGCAGUGCAACUGUCGUCCCAGCUACUUGGGAGGGUGAGGUGGGAGGAUCACUUCAGCCCAGGAGGUUGAGAUUGCAGUGAGCCAGGUCAUACCACUGCACUACAGCCUGGGUAACAGCACGAGACCCCAUCUCUUAAAAAGGAAAUAUAGAAAUAUAAAAUUUGCUUAUUAUAGACACACAGUAACUCUCAGAUGUAUACCACAACAAAUGUGAAAAAAAUGUCUAUCAAAGCAGUAUUUUGUGUGUAUAAUUGCAAGUGCAUAGUAAAAUAAUUUUUAACCUUAAUUUGGUUUUAGUAGUAUUUAGAUUGAAGAUUGAGUAAAAUAUUUUCUUGGCAGAUACUCCAUAUCUGGUGGAAAGCUACAAUGUCCUUGUAGUUUUGCACAGCUUGCUUUAUAAACAAGAUUUUUUUCCCCUCCUUAUGUGCCAGUUUUCAUUACGAGUAACUCAUACUUUUUGAUUAAAGAACUUGAAAUUACAUUAUCGCUUAGUAUAAUUGACAUUAUGUAGAGACUAUGUAACAUCCAAUCAUUAGAAUGAAAAUUAGUACUUUGGUCAAACUAAUAUUUAGAACAUUCACAUAUUUAUCAAAUAUUCAUGUAAUUAACUGAAUUUGAAACCUUUAAUUCAAUUAUUAUGGAGUGCUUGUAUGAUCACUAAUUUACUCAGUUUAGAGUAGCUACAACUUUUCAAUACUUAUCAAUAUUUGACAUCUUUCCCAAUUUGUGUAUGAAAAGUAAAUCUAUUCCUGUAGUGACUGGGGAGUCAUACAUGAGGUCAAAGACAUAUACCUUGUUAUUAUAAUACGUAUACUAUAAUAAUACCUGGUUAUCCUGAGCAGAAAAAAAGUUAUUUUUAAGAAAGUCACUUCAAAUAGAAAGCUGAAGUACUUAUAAUGUACUGAGGGAACGCUAAUAUGUGGAACAAACUUUUAAUAAAAUGUUUAUUGAUGUUGAAACAGAUCAGUUUUUUCAUCCGGAUUAUUAUUGGUUCAUGAUUUUAUAUGUGAAUAUAUAAGAUAUGUUCUGCAAUUUUAUAAACGUUCAUGUCUUUUUUUUAAAAAGGUGCUAUUGAUAUUCUGUGUCUCCAGCAGGCAAGAAUACUUGACUAACUCUUUUUGUCUCUUUAUGGUAUUUUCAGAAUAAAUUCUGACUUAUGUUACUGGGAUUAUUGGUGCCUCAUUAAUUCAGCAAUAAAGGAAAAUAUG